AUGGGUAUUGUUGUUCUUUUGGUUUAUGUUGAUGAUAUUGUGAUCACUGGUUCCGAUUCUGCUUUACUUGGUCAGCUCAAAACUCAUCUCUCCGAGUCCUUUCAUAUGAAAGAUCUUGGGUCUCUCACAUAUUUUCUUGGUCUUGAGGUGCAUCAUAGUCCCUCUGGUAUUUCCCUCAAUCAACAUAAGUAUGUGAGUGACUUGGUGGCUAUAGCUGGUCUACAAGGGGUUACUUCUAUUGAUACUCCCAUGGAAUUAAAUGUCAAGCUUCGCAAAGAGGAGGGCGACUUACUUGCUGAUCCCAGUUUAUACAGGAAGUUGAUACCCGUCGCUCCAUCACUGGUUGGUGUGUAUUCUUAG
Molecule: messenger RNA, 360 nt
Organism: Vitis vinifera (wine grape)
Lineage: Eukaryota; Viridiplantae; Streptophyta; Magnoliopsida; Vitales; Vitaceae
Exons: 2
Coding region: 1-360 (119 amino acids)
Source: RefSeq, a predicted model, not a curated record